Seriola dumerili (greater amberjack) is the source of this 652-nucleotide messenger RNA. Its product is annotated as peptide YY-like. The coding region runs from base 328 to 606 and encodes 92 amino acids. Gene Ontology annotation, molecular function: neuropeptide Y receptor binding; neuropeptide hormone activity. Gene Ontology annotation, biological process: neuropeptide signaling pathway; feeding behavior. The record is from RefSeq and is a predicted model, not a curated record. NCBI's taxonomy places the organism in Eukaryota, Metazoa, Chordata, Actinopteri, Carangiformes, Carangidae. The transcript is spliced from 3 exons. Gene Ontology annotation, cellular component: extracellular region.
CUGUAUAAAAGUCAGGCAAUGUUGGGAAUCAGACAGAGGUGCCUUGACCAGAGAAAACCGACAACAGCAGUAUUAAGUAUCACGCUAUAAUGUAAGCCAGGUAUCUUCUUAUUUGUCACUUUUUCAUUGAAAUGCGUUCUGUCUGCACUUUUUGUUUGAAAGUCAGUGAGUAUUAAUGCAGUUUUUAUAGUUUAUGAACUGUCAGUAUCAGUCCAAUAUUGAGCUUCUAUUUCUGAUUUGGCAUUGUGACAUUAUUUGAUCAUUAUUUUUACUAUGCAUUUUGACUAAUCAUUUUCCCUGUGAUCCAGGAUUUGCUCCAGUGCUGCCAUGCCGCUGAGCAUGCUGGCUCUCUGCCUGCUGUCUUGUAUUCAUUCUGGCAUAGACGCAUAUCCAGCCAAGCCCGCCAAUCCCCGGGAAGGAGCACCACCUGAGGACCUUGCCAAAUAUUAUUCUGCACUAAGACACUACAUCAAUCUCAUCACAAGACAGAGAUAUGGGAAAAGAGAUGCUCCAGAUACUGUAUUUUCAGAUGUGUUGGUGCGGGAGAGCGCCGAGAGUAUUCCAGGAUCUAACUAUGCCAGAUAUGAUGGGGUGUCAUUGUGGUGAUGCUGCCUAAGGUGUCAUAUCAAGGCUGACUACCACAAAACUGUUG